Messenger RNA from Bactrocera oleae (olive fruit fly), 7239 nucleotides. The record is from RefSeq and is a predicted model, not a curated record. NCBI's taxonomy places the organism in Eukaryota, Metazoa, Arthropoda, Insecta, Diptera, Tephritidae.
UUGACGCGCACGCUUGCGAUCGGUAAACACGAAUUCGGUGCGCUAUUUAUUGAUCGUGCGAUAUCGGUGACUAGUUGCUGUGUGGAUUUUCGAUAUUGCAUACAGUUUAAAUAUAAAUUUGGUAUAUUGUAGAAGAAGUAAAAGUGAUCAUAAGAACUAAACUCAAUUUGGUGAAGUUAAGUGUGUUUCAAAAAAGUGAAAAAAGGUCUAGUAACUUUUGAAUAACUGGGUUUAAUUUGCUCUAAAUACUUGUAGAAAAAAGAUUAUAAUAAAAAAAAAAUUAAUUGAUAUAAAAAAAAUUAACAAAAAUAAAAAUAAAAAAUAAAUAUAAUUAAACAAAUUAAAAAAUAAUUAUAUUUUAUAUGUGUGUCUGAAGGUUCCUAAUAAUGUGCAUAAAUACUUAAAUAAUUCCUUACUGUUCCAUGCAUUUAUCUAAAUACCAAAGAUAUACUGUGCCAAAUGUGUUUGAACUUAAUUUAUUUUAUUUGACUUAAUAUAAUAGAAGCGUUAAGUUUUAAUUUUAACUAUUUUUAAAAUAAAAUCAGCAACCAAGCGACGUAUAAAACUGGAGGAAUUAUAUUAAAAAUAACAUUUUAAAGUUCGCUGAGUUUGGUUCAUCCACAAGUCAUGUUCUCCAUUAUUGACGCUCAGUCGACGCAGCAUGCUGGCAGUGAUUGUGUGGAUCAUAUCGACUUAAAUAGUUCCUUCACAUCGGAUAUUAUGACACAAUCCUGCGAAUCAGAUGUCUCCUAUCACAUCUACAAUGAAUUGCAAUAUGCUACGCAACAACAAUACGGUCAAAAACAAAUAGCUUAUCAACAACAACAACCGAUAACACCAGCAGCAACCACCAACGCUAUACCAAUACUACAAUCUGGCAUUAUCUAUGGCUUUCGUACGCGCCAUCUAUCGUGCAUAGAAGAGAACGAUUCUGAUUCAUUGCACUCCACUUCAGUACCGCAAACACUGGAAAUGUUGAAAGAUGUUGAUGAGUGUUUUAAGCAAUUGACCACCGCUGGUGAUAAUCCCAACCAUAACGAUGGAGCGUUGAAUUCGCUGUUAAUGCAAGCGGUGGAUGAUGAUGAUGAUGGCAUAACUAUGAUCGAUGAGACGCGUCUCUACGAUAUGGAAUAUUUUGAUGAAUUGAGCGUUAGCAAAAAUGAGACGGCCGAUACAACGCUCGACAUGAGUUACACAAGUCAAAAUAGUGAAGAAUAUUGGCAAAGCACCACUUCGGAGCCGGUGCAUUUGGUGCAGCGCUCACACAUCUAUCAGCAACCCGAUAUAAUGACCACGUCAUGCUAUGGCGCUUUGAAUACUUCGUUCGAUAGUGAAAGUUCCGGUCCGCCGGUUUAUAUGAGCACAUCAACACCGACGAAGCAAAAGCUUGCGAAAGUUUCGACGGAGAAAGUGGAAGCGCUCUAUGCUACACCGGAGAAGCGACGUGAACACAAUCGUAGUUUCGAUUCGCAAACAAGUUCGAUUUAUGGUGCUGCCGUUGGUGGUGGUGUGCCGAAUGGCUACGAGCAGCAAGUCAACGGUAAUGCUGCUGGUGUGCCGAAUGAAAGCAUCUAUUCCUUCUCGUUGAACUCGGGUGUGAGUGUCAAUGAUAUGUUGCAACAAAUGUCGCUGCCAAUAGAGUUGACGGUGAUGAACUUGAAUGGUGGCAAUGUUGACGAUAAAAUCAAUCCGGCUGAAGAGUUGAGCGAGGAAAUGGCGGCGAAAUGCUUAAAUGCAGCGCAAAAUGAUCUCCAAUCCAUUCGUCGCUUAUUGGAGCACGACAGCAGCGGCACGAUAUGCCCCAGUUGUCGCAUAUCUUUCGACAAGGGCAAACGCCGGAAAUUGAUCGAUACCUGUGGUCAUGAGCGUUGCUAUUCGUGUAUGUUUCGUAACGAUCAGUGUCCGAUGUGUAUGAAUAGUAAUAGUUCAUUGAAGGAUGUUGACUGCAACAGCAAUGCUCAAGGCUAUGACACGGGCAUCGGUGGUUCGACAUCAACAAUUGUUAGCCCAUUGGGCUCACCGCAGCCACAGCUGAGAUCACAAGUGCAACAGCAGCAUCAACAGAAACAACAACAGUUGCUGCAACUACAACAGCAGCAACAGCAACGCACAAAUGCCGCCGCGCUGGCGCGUUACAUGCAGCAUAACCGGCAGGAGUCCAUAUCUCCGGAAUAUCAUCGCUAUGCAAGUAUUAGUAAAUUGCCGAAAGCGGUGGCUGCAUCGCAAACAACAUAUACCGUUACAGCGGAUAUACACCACGCUAGCAAUAACAACAACAAUAAUAAUGGCAAUACCAUUAGCAGCAUCAGCAGUGGUGGCAGCGGCAGCAAUUGCAAUACGGUCAGCAGCACAGCGAGCAGCAGCAACAAUAACAACGGUCACAAUAAUAUUAGCAAUAACCAUUACAAUAACAACAACAACAGCAGCGGCUGCGGCAGCAUGCAACAGUCUCCACAGCAACACCAACAACAGUUACAUUAUAAUACCGGCGAUGCAAUCAAUGCAUCUUCAUUUGCCACACCACCGACACGGCGACGUUUCUUUAAUCACAAGAAUUUGCGCAGCGCCCUGACCGGACACCGGCGCACCGCCUCGAAUGGUGGUGUGCCCACAGAUGCCGCCGCAACGAUACUCGUCGAUGGCAAAGACAAUAAUGCACUAAAUACAUCGACCUGCUCCGAUUCGGCAGUUACGCGACGCCGCCGUCAAAAGGUCAGUAACAAUGUGAGCGCUGCUUCUACAAGGCCAACAGCGGCCGGCAGUGAGAAUCGACUAAAUCGCUUAAGCCUCGCCGGUACCUCGGUCUAUGCGGGACAUCUUUCAUCGUUGGUCUUUGGUAAAAUCAAAUCGUUAUGGAGCGUCAAUUCAACUUCGUCGGACGCGGGACUUAAUCAAUUUGCAGGCAACGAUGAUCAUGCGCUAACCGCCGCCGAGAAGCAGAAAGAUCAAUUGCGUGCCCGUCUCGGUCUGCUGCUGGACAGCGAUCAGCAUGGCAAUACGAACACGACAACCAGCAGCAGCUCAUCGCAGAAUGUCAGUCCCGAACAGACGCUAUCGGCUGGAUGUGCCAACGCUUUUGGCUCACAACUCUCCGUGAUUACCAAGGAUGAUACGCUCAGUUUGGCUGGCAAGCUGAACGCGCUGUCGUUGUCCACCGAUAACAGUGAUGUAUUUCCAGUGAAGGCGCGCAAAACAGGCGUGCGACGUUCAGCACGCGCUGGCCAAUUGGCUGGCGGCGCCAACAAGCGCAAUGCCGUCUACAAACCGGCCACCGUGCAACCAGUGCAGCUGGCUUUGAAACCGCUCUUUUUUGAAGUACCACUACCCGAACCAGAUCCACCAUUUAUCGGACGUCAGUGGCUGUUGCGUGAGCUCUCCAAUAUACUUACCGGUACCGAAACACCGGGUGUGCUGAUCAACGGUAAUCCUGGUACAGGCAAGACGGCGCUCAUCUUGCAGUUAGUUGAGUAUUCGUGUUUCGGCCGACGUAAGAACAGCAAUAGCACCAGCGAUCCGGAUGGCAUUUACUGCCCCAUCAAUCUCGGUCACGAUCGUUUACGCGCGUUAGCCUCACACAUUGUCGGCUACCACUUCUGUCAGGCCGAUUCGAACCUCACUUGUCUGGUGCCCGACUUUGUGCACUCACUGGCCGCGCAGCUAUGUCAGGCGCCGCAACUCGAGGCAUAUCGUGAGUAUCUGCUGAGCGAGCCACAUUUACAGGAUAUAUUGAGCGUUAAGGAAUGUAUUGCCGAUGCAGAGCGCGUUAUGCGCAUGGCUAUUCUAGAGCCGCUGAUUGUGCUAAAACGUGCCGGUAAGAUACCGACCAAGACUUGCGUCAUACUCGUUGAUGCUUUGUGCGAGGCGGAGUAUCAUCGUCCCGAUCACGGACACACGAUCGCCACUUUUCUUGCCAAGAUGACGCAGCACUUUCCCUCGUGGCUGAAAGUAGUCGCUACCGUACGCACGCAAAUGCUGGAGUUUGUUAAGGGCCUGUCGUAUACGAAAAUGACGCUCGAUAGUUGGGCCUCAAACGAUCUGCUACAGAAGGAUAUGCUCGACUAUAUAACAUUCCGUGUGAAUCACAGCGUGGAAAUACAGAAUAAUAUUGCCGCAGUGAAGGAUCACAACAGUGGACAGCUAAAGUUUAUCGGACACUUGCAAACGCUGACAAAGGGUUCGAUGUUAUACGCCAAGCUGAUACUCGAUCUCAUUGAGCGCGGUCAGUUGGUGAUCAAGUCGACCAGUUACAAAGUGCUGCCUGUGAGUUUAGCGCAAAUAUUUUUGCUACACUUCAAUUUGCGUUUCCCUACCAACAGCAGUUUCGAGAAAGCCGCGCCCAUACUGAAUGUGUGCUUGGCUGCUUUGUAUCCACUUACCUUGAAUGAAAUUUACUACACCAUUUGUGCAAUGAAGACCGACGAGGUGCUUAGCUGGGAUGAGUUCUUGCAACGCUUCAAAUUGCUCGAUGGCUUUCUCAUACGUCGCAUUGACAACACGUACAUGUUUUUCCACUCGUACUUCCGCGAAUGGUUAAUCCGACGUGACGAAGGUGAAUCCUUGAAAUUUCUUUGCGAUUUUCGGCUCGGACAUGCAGCUAUUGCAUUUCGGCUAUCACGUAUGCAAGCGCCACUUGAUCCCGAGCAAACCAUGGAGCUAGGUCACCACAUGCUAAAGGCGCACAUUUACCGCAACUGUCUGGGUCCACAACUGCCGCGCGAUAUGCAAUCAUUCUGGGUCGCCACCGUCACCGAUAACAUAUCGGCCGCGCUCGGUUCUUUGCGCAACGUCUACAGUCCGAACUUAAAGGUGUCGCGCUUGAUUUUACUAGCCGGCGCUUCACCACACUACCAUACAGAAUUUAUGGGCGGCGCAACAAUACUCUGCAUUGCAGCGCAUGAGGGCAUAAUGCCCAUGGUGAACUUACUGCUGGAAUUCGGCGCUGACGUGAGUCUAACUAACAGUCAAGGCUGCACACCACUCAUAUUGGCCGCAAUACGUGGUCACGCUGAUGUAGUACGCUUGUUGGUGGCCGCCGGCAGCAGUUUAGGGCAAACAGAUACAACACAGCGCUGCGCGUUAGUACAUGCCGCGCGCACUGGUCGCCUUAAUGUGGUGAAAUAUUUGCUAGCCUGUGACUGGACGCCGCGUCCCAACUCACAGGAUGUCAGUUUGGCAGUGGCGCUACAGCAAUCACUUAUCGCUGCGGCAGCACAAGAUCACGUCACAAUCGUUGAGGAUUUGCUGGAAAUCGACGGCAUAGAUGUGAAUCUCAUGGAUGAGGCAUGUGGUGAAUUACCGCUAACCGCAGCGGCACGUAAUGGUUGCAGCGAUACAGUCGCCAUCUUACUGCCGAAGGGCGCGCGUAUUGAUGCGCGUAACAAACAGGAUUUUACCGCGCUCUGGUUAGCGGUAAAGGAAGGGCAUUGGGCAGUGGUGGAGAAGUUGAUACAAAAUGGCGCUGAUAUAGAUGAGCCAGUAACCAUAGCGCGCAAGACACCGCUUAUGAUAGCCGCGGAGGAAGGUCAUAUUGAGCUGUUGGAGUUGCUGAUUGAACGUGGCGCCGCGCUGGAAGCACAAGAUGAGGAAGGCUUUACUGCGCUCUCGUGGGCAAGUUUACGUGGACGCCAACCGGCCGCUAAAUGUCUAAUCGAACGCGGCUGCAAUCGCAAUCACGCCGACAACAAAGGGCGCACACCGCUCGAUUUGGCGGCAUAUCAAGGCUCUGCCGCUUUGGUGCUCUAUCUGCUUGAACAGGGCGCAAAUAUCGAGCAUAUCGAUGUGAAUGGCAUGCGUCCACUCGACCGCGCAAUUGCUUGCCGCAAUAUACAGGUUGUACAAGUAUUUUUACGUCGCGGCGCUAAGUUAGGCCCCACUACCUGGAGUAUGGCUAUGGGCAAACCAGAGAUUUUGAUAGUGCUGCUGAAUAAAUUACUCGAAGAUGGCAAUGUUUUGUAUCGUAAGAAUCGCUUUCACGAUGCGGCGCAUCGUUAUCAGUACGCGUUGCGUAAGAUCUCAUGUCUGGAGAAUUUGCUAGAGCGAAGCGCAAUAUUUGCACAAUUGCGCACCAACUUGUUGCUGAAUCUGUCGCGCUGCAAGCGAAAGUUAAAUGAACUUGACGAAUCCAUCGAUUUAGCCACACAGGCUAUCGCUCAGAAACCUGCCAGCUAUGAAGGCUACUACGCGCGCUCCAAAUCACGCAUGGAAAGCGGCGAUUACCCUGAAGCACUCGUCGACGCCAACGAGGCCAUGCAGAAGGCAUUACAAAGCGGCGUCUCAGCCGAAGUGGUCGAAGUGCUCAAGCGCAUACAAGCAGAACUAUUGGCGCACACUAACAGUGACGCUGCUAUUGCUGGUGCUGCAACAGCGCGCGGCAGCGCAAAUGCUUAUGAGGAGUAUGCGCUCAGUUGCGCGGACUUCGGCGCUAUGGGCUUGCCAACGCAGAAUGAGAGCUCAGAUCUGUAGCUUCUUUUUACAACACACAAUAUUUACAAGCUUAAGUGAACAUUUAAAAAAUUAGUUAUUAUUAUAUUUACGCGCUUUAAUUUGCCUUAAAUGAUUUUAUUAAAAUUAUAAUUAUUUUAUAAAUAUUUUUAUAAUUUUAUUUUUAUUUUAUUUUUAUAUUUUUUAUUUAGUGUACUGCAUUUCUUUAAAAUGGAGCUAAAGAUUUGGCGCAGCCAGCCUUUUUUUAUAUAUAUUUAAAUAAUAAUUUUAAGUAAAUUUGUUUUAAUUUUAUAAUUUGCCGUAGCUGCCUGCAUACAAGUAUAUACAAAUCUACUUAUAGAAUAAUAUGUUUACAUUUUAAAUGUCCUAUAUUUAUUUGUGUUUAUGCUUUUCGAUUUUCAGUUUAAAAGAAAAUUGUAUUUUCACCUUCUUUUGUAUUGUAUUUUAUUUAAUGUUUAUGCAAAUUAAACAAAAAAAAAUUAUUUUUGUAUUUCUUUAAGUAAAAAACAUUAUUUUAGCCUGCCUUGCAACUCUAUAUGCCUUAUUGUUUUAUAAUUUAUCUUCUUUGCUUAUAUUUUCUUAUAAAAUUAUAUAUUACAUAAAUGAUAAUGAUUUAAUUAUAAUACUUACUUUAGCAAUUCUUAAAAAAAUAAAAUUUAUAAAAAAUUAAUGUUUCAUCUGCAUGUAAAAAUUCAUUUAAUUGUAUUUUAUUAUAGGCAUUUUAAAAAUGAAUUAAAAUUGUGAAAUUGAACAAACGAAGAAAAAACUAAAUACAUAUGUGUGUGUUUUAUUUAAAAA